AUGGAUACUCCGCUAGAGAUGGAUCCACUUGGAGUCGAACCAGUUGUCGAGACUGCUGAUACCGUUGAUAAUCUCAACAAUGUUGCAAAUAAUCAAAUCAAGGAGGAUGCAAAUUAUGAUGUUGACUUGGGGAAACUUACUGGGUUUUUAGGCCGGUGCGUUGUCAAUCUCGUUCUCCCCUUUGUGAAUGGGCUCAUGCUCGGUUUUGGAGAAAUUGUAGCGCACGAGGUUUGUGCGCAAUAUGGAUGGCGCGGGGCAAGGGGGCUCAUCCGUCGUAAAGAGAAGGGACCAGGUGAAAUGACGGGGCAACGUUCCGAGAGAGGGCAACUUAAUCGAAUCAAUAACGGGGUAUUACACCGGGGGUUAUAA
Molecule: messenger RNA, 369 nt
Organism: Pichia kudriavzevii
Lineage: Eukaryota; Fungi; Ascomycota; Pichiomycetes; Pichiales; Pichiaceae
Exons: 1
Coding region: 1-369 (122 amino acids)
Biological process (GO): protein insertion into mitochondrial outer membrane; mitochondrial outer membrane translocase complex assembly
Cellular component (GO): mitochondrial outer membrane
Source: RefSeq, a predicted model, not a curated record